AUGUCAUCCAAAUUAGAAGUCAACUUUGAAGAAAAACAACAAAUUUGCCCAUUCCGUGUUAGCUCACAGUCGUCGGUUGUGGACGAUGCAGAAGAGUUUGCAUUUUUGGAAGAUCCAUGCAGCAGGUUGGCCAGUACUGACGGAGAUGAUGAACCGCACACUGUCUCAGAAUGGUAUCGAAGGCAAUGUUUCAUCUACAGCGCGACGACAUUCCGAAACAUCGAAGAAUUGCUACAAUCAAUCGAGCAAAACCCAUCGGCAAAUGUGGAACUGGAUUGGAACCGCUGUGGUUACACAAAUCUGCAUAUCCAAAUUGCUCUGGAUGCAGUGCUCCGGACUCGUCCCCAGUGUCUGACUCGUUUGGAUUUGUGCCGGAACCGAUUGUUUAAUUCCUCGUUAGCCUGUUUGGUGGCAAAUGUAUUGCAGGAGUUGCAGACGAUAGUACAGCUAACGCUUUCCUACAAUACGAUCAACGAUGAGUGCAUGGGGAUCCUGUGUAAUGCGUUGUCCAACUCGGGUGUUUGUCUGCUGGAAGCAGCUUACUGUCAAAUUUCCGAUCGAGCCGGUUCAUUACUGUUCGGUGCGCUAAUGUACAGUGAUUGUAUCGAGUCGAUCGAUCUCAGCUGGAACCAUCUUGACAUUUCUAGUGGACCAGCAAUUGGACGGUUUCUUUCCACGCAAAGAACGUUAAAAGAACUAGUCCUGAUUGGGAAUCAUUUGUACCACGGAGAACAAUGUAUUGUUCCACUUUUGGUAGGCACCAUCGGUAACGAUACACUGGAGCAUCUGGAUCUCUCUUGGAACGGUUUGCGCGGUGAAGAGUUCGGUCGCGCAAUACUGAAGGCCAUUCCACAAACCAAACUGAAACGACUAAAGCUGGAACAUAAUCUAUUACGCGGUCUGGAGAUGUCCUUUGUUGCACGGAUGAUGAAGAAAAGUGAAACACUAGAGCAGCUUUGGCUCGGCAGCAAUAUGUUCGAGGACAACGUCACACUCGAUCUCGUGCGAACCUUCGUACGACAUCCAACGUUGAAUGUGCUUUCUUUAGGAUCAUUUCACUUCGUUUCACAAGCCGUUGCCAAGCUGUGCCGAUUGGGCUUGCGCAAAAAUCCCACCAAAAUGAUUAUCUAUCAAGGAGUGCUCAGAGCGGAACCGGCACGUCCGGUAGACGUGCAGGAAAUGUUGCUGGAACGUUGCCGAUUCCUGGCGCUGAAACCGAAGAAGAUAAAACUGAAGCGUGAUAUCGGUCACCUGAUGCUGCAGCUAGCGGCGGCAGAAAAUACGAUCCUGGCGCGUGAAGAAUUUUUGCUCGUAGUGAAGCGUUUUCGCGUCAAGCUUGAUCGGUCCCUGGUCGAGGCACUGAUGGAUGCGUUUGAAGUACCGAAGAAAUUGGUAGAUACGGGUGCGAUGGCACGAAAAUAUCUAACCAAACAUCCCACUGAACCACCGAUCGUGAAGCCAGCGAAAGGAGGGGGCAGAAGAUAA
This is a messenger RNA of Anopheles marshallii, 1485 nucleotides long. RefSeq lists its product as uncharacterized. Lineage: Eukaryota; Metazoa; Arthropoda; Insecta; Diptera; Culicidae. The record is from RefSeq and is a predicted model, not a curated record. Bases 1 to 1485 code for a protein of 494 amino acids. The transcript is spliced from 2 exons.